UUUUGUUGGCCAGGGAAGCAGUCCCGCGUCUUUUAUAUUUGUUUACUUUUUUCCAUUUGUGAGCAAGGCAAGUGUGCAGCUGGCUGGCGACGUUAAAAACGUUUUCGCACCAGCAUCCUAUUUUCUUUUCUUUUACAUUUUUGUUAUCACGAGGCUAGAAGCAUGUUUAGGUUAUCGUGUUGUUUGAAACGACGUUGCAGUAUUUCGUCAAAGUGUUCUAAAAUUUUGGGAAAUAGUUUUAAUACGUACAUUCGGCCGUCAACGAUGACUGUGCAACAACAGAAUCGAAAUGGUUCGAAUCUAUCCAUGCUUAAUAUAAACCCUGCAGUCAUAGCAGUUGAAUAUGCAGUAAGAGGCCCCAUUGUCAUCAAAGCAUCUGAAAUUGAACAAGAACUUAUUGAGGGUGUUAAAAAACCAUUUGAUCGUGUCAUUAAAGCUAAUAUUGGAGAUUGUCAUGCUAUGGGACAAAAACCUAUCACCUUUAUUCGACAGGUCAUUGCUGCUUGUACAUACCCUCCGUUAAUUGACCAAAAUAUUUUCCCAGCUGAUGUAAAAGAACGGUCCAAAGAAAUACUCAGUUCAAUCAAUGGAAGCACAGGCUGUUAUAGUGCUUCUAGCGGGCUAGACAUCGUACGAAAGCAUGUUGCUAGUUUCAUUGAGAAAAGAGAUGGUUACCCUUGCGAUGCAAAAAACAUAAUAAUCACAAAUGGUGCCAGUUCUUCUGUGAAGUUACUUUUAGAAUUAUUUCCAAAUGAUGAGUUAAAAACUGGUGUCAUGAUUCCAAUUCCACAGUAUCCUCUGUAUUCAGCUACUGUUGAUGAGUUUUGCAUGCAGCAGGUUGGAUACUACUUGAAUGAAGAAAAGAAUUGGGGUUUGGAUAUCACAGAAUUAAAAAGAUCUUUAGAUGAAGCUAAGAAGACUUGCACUCCUCGUUUAUUGUGCGUUAUUAAUCCUGGUAAUCCAACCGGGCAAGUUUUAUCGUAUGACAACAUAAAAGAGAUCAUACAGUUUGCGAAAGAUGAAGGUCUAUUUCUCCUUGCGGAUGAAGUUUAUCAAGAUAACAUCUAUGAUGAAGGGUGUGAGUUCCAUUCAUUCAAAAAAGUGUUACACGAUAUGGGAUCUAUUGAUGAUUUUCAAAUGGCUUCUUUUCAUUCAUGUUCCAAAGGUUUUAUGGGAGAGUGUGGUUUAAGAGGUGGUUACGUUGAAGUUCUUGGUUUAAGUGAUGAUGUGCACUACCAGUUGAAUAAAUUACAAUCCGCACAACUUGGUUCGAACGUAACUGGACAGAUUGCAAUGGACUGUAUAGUGAAUCCUCCAAAAGAAGGAGAACCAUCUUAUGAAUUGUUUAUGAAGGAAAAAACAGCUGUUUUAUCCUCUUUAAAAGCACGUGCUGAAGUAGUUUUCAAUGCAUUGAAUAAAAUUGAAGGUGUAAGCUGCAAUCCAUUGUCUGGUGCUAUGUACGCUUUUCCUCAGAUUCACCUGCCAGAGAAAGCUAUUAAUAAAGCAAAGUCGCUGAAGCAAGAGCCGGAUUUCUUCUACUGUCUAGCGUUACUGGAACAGACUGGCAUUUGCGUUGUACCUGGAAGCGGUUUUAGACAAAAACAAGACAGCUACCAUUUUAGAAUGACCAUCUUACCUCCCAUGGAAGAAUUGGAAAUCUUUUUAGAAAAAUUCAAACAGUUUCAUGACAAUUUUAUGAAGGAGUAUCAAGAUUAAAUAAAAUUGUAAUUGUGUAAUGGAUUUCUUAAAAAAAAUAGAUGACGAAAAUAGCCUUUGGUUAUGAGAAUAUAAAUUUGACGGCUCCCUGGUUGGGUUCAGUUGAAGACUGAUUCUUUGUCUUAACAGAAUGUGUUUUAUAUAAAUACAUAUUUAUAUAACAGUUUUUUAAAACUUAUCAGUGUAUCUAUAUCUACAUACAUAAUUAUUUAUGGAACUGGACUUCAAGUAGUCAAGCAUUGAAGCACCUAACGUAACUUUUAGUGUUGACAACACCGUGAUGUAACGACUUAACAAGUGUACGUCAGAUGUGUUGGAAUGAGAACGCACGCUGCAGUUGGUUGUUAUAUUUAGGGUGGUCACCCGUACUAAAAAUCAUAAAAAUCUUAGAUCUACUAGAAUUUUAUUUUGUACUGAGAAUUGUAUUGGAAAUUAACUGGAAAAUGUAUUGCGAUGUAGCUGACUUUUUUGAAGUUACUAAAAAGUGAAUACUUGA
Hydractinia symbiolongicarpus is the source of this 2212-nucleotide messenger RNA. RefSeq names its product alanine aminotransferase 2-like. Bases 163 to 1716 code for a protein of 517 amino acids. NCBI's taxonomy places the organism in Eukaryota, Metazoa, Cnidaria, Hydrozoa, Anthoathecata, Hydractiniidae. Gene Ontology annotation, molecular function: pyridoxal phosphate binding; L-alanine:2-oxoglutarate transaminase activity. The record is from RefSeq and is a predicted model, not a curated record. Gene Ontology annotation, biological process: biosynthetic process. The transcript is spliced from 9 exons.